GAUUAAAAUGGACAAGAUAAGAUAAGGAGAGAUGAGUCAAGUCGACAAGAUAUUAUUAUAUCAGCAUCAAGAGGAAGUCAGUCAACGAGGCAUUAUCAUGCACAUCUUGAACAACGAGAGGUCGAUAGGCGUCUUUACCGGUUCAAGAUCAGGUAUCGAUCUUCGGAAGAGAGAGGCAAAUCUAAGCGAGGCGCGUAGCACCAGCAAGCUCUUGCAUCAUGUCGGCAGACUCCGUGUUGUCGGCCUUCAUGCAGGUGGUGCUCGAGAGGGCGUUCAUCGCCGCUCGCCAGGAGCUGGGAUUGAUCCUCGGAGUCAGCAAGGAGCUGAACAAGCUCUCCCGCACGCUCGACACCAUCCGCGCCGUGCUGGAGGACGCUGAGGAGAAGCAGAUCAGGAACGCUGCCGUGCGUGAUUGGCUUCGGCACCUCAAAGACAUUGCCUACGAAGCCGAUGACUUGCUGGAUGCGUUCAACUUCCGAGCCCUGCGGCGUAAGGUGGAGGGCGGAGAACGAACCUGGCAGGUGUUCCGUGUCUUCUCUUCUUGUUUCGGCUUGAGACAUGCCCGGUUCCGCAGCAGGAUGGCGCAUCAGAUCAUGGAGAUCAGGAAGAAACUCGAUGAGAAGGCGAAAGAGCGAGAUAACCUUCAACUCCAAGAGCUGACCGACGGUACCAGCAGAACCGAAAGUCUUCGUCGGCCGCCGACGAGCUCACUGGUGGAUGAGUCGAACGUGCUCGGCAGAGAGGAAGACCGGGAUGAGAUUGUAAGAUUCUUGGUGUCUCAAGAGUCUUCCUCGAGGAACUUGCCGGUCCUUCCCAUCGUCGGCUUCGGGGGUCUCGGGAAGACGACGCUGGCUCAGAUAGUCUACAACGACGCAAGGGUGACCAAUCAUUUCGAUCUCAAGAUGUGGGUGUUUGUCUCCUGCAACUACAACGUCGUCAGGCUCACCAAGUCGAUGGUAGAAGCUGCAACCAAGAAGAAAUCCGAUCUCACCGACCUGAACAUGCUGCAGGAGACUCUGGUGGAGGAAUUGAGAGGAAAGAGGUUCUUGCUCAUACUCGACGACGUCUGGAAUGAGGUCCGUGCUAACUGGGACAGAACACGCCUUCCACUGAACGCCGGUAGGAGCGGGAGCAAAGUGGUGAUCACGACACGGAUCAAACGGGUUGCACAAGUCAUGGGCACAGUGCCUCCCUACCAUUUGAAGAGGCUAUCGAAGGAUGCCUGUUGGACCCUCUUUAGCAGGUCCGCAUUUGCCGGAGGAGAAUUCGCCGGGAACCACAAACUGCAAGCCAUUGGGAAGGAGAUCGUGUCGAAGCUAGACGGCAUACCAUUGGCGGCCAAAACCAUAGGAAGCAUGUUGUUCGCGAGACCAGAUGAGGUCGACUGGCGGAAGAUCUUGAAAAGUGAGUUCUGGGAGUUGCCGGCGAAUGAGAACGACAUCUUGCCACCUCUCAAGUUGAGCUAUCAGACGCUCCCCUCGCAUCUGAAACAAUGCUUCUCCUACUGCUCCAUAUUUCAGAAAGGUUACGAGUUCGACAAAGAUAAGCUGGUCAAAAUCUGGAUUGGCCAAGGAUUCCUGCAACACCAGGGUACGAAGCAGAUGGAAGACACAGGAGCUGAGUACUUCGACGAAUUGCUGGGAAGGUCCUUAUUCCAGAACUCCAAGGAUGGCUAUGUGAUGCAUGACAUGAUACAAGCUCUGGCACAAUACGUCUCUGUCGACGAAUGUUUCAUUGCACAAGACUGUAGGCUGCAGGGAAUCCCUGGAAAGGUUCGCCAUCUCUCAUUGACCUCCGAAGAUUCACUGCCUAUCUCAUUAGAAGCAUUGUUUGGAUUCAGAAGCUUGCGCACGCUUGUCACACUAUAUGGAUUCAAUUCCAGUGUCAUCCAGAUUCCACCGGAUCUAUUUCUACAUUUGAAAUACCUACGCGUGCUGGAUUUCAGUGACAGUUUCCUCGAAGAAUUGCCCGAAACCAUCGGCAACUUAGUGCAUCUCCGGUACCUGGAUCUGACUGCCACUGCCAUUGCAAGGUUGCCUGAAUCAAUUAGCAAGCUCUAUAGUUUGCAGACCUUGAGACUGAGAGAGUGUUUCUCAUUGAAGGGGUUACCUAAAGGCAUAACCAAUCUGAUAAACCUACGGCAUCUGGAAGAAGACAGCAGACUGAUCUCGAGUGUGGCUGGGAUUGGGAAACUGACCUGCCUCCAGGAACUGCCUAUAUUCAAGAUUCAUCAGCAGAUCGGACAUAGGAUAUCGGAGCUGAAAGAUAUGACGGAGAUCCGAGGAAGUCUCUGCAUUUUGAAUCUGGAGAAUGUGGCUGAUGCCGAAGAAGCAAGACAGGCCAGAUUGAGCUACAAACAACAUCUGCAGAAGCUGCAACUAGAAUGGAACGCUCACAGUGCGGGCAGCUUUAGAGAUGAGGACAUACUCGAAUGCCUGCAACCACAUGAGAGCCUCAAAGAGCUUCAUAUAGAAGGCUACAAUGGCAGCAGGUUCCCCAGCUGGGUAGGAGAUCCAGUUUUCUCUAGCCUUACGAAAAUGUACUUGCACUACUGCAACUGCAGCCUCCUCCCACCUCUGGGACGGCUGCGCUUCCUUACUCACCUAGAAAUGCAUGGACUGGAUGGGAUCAAGCAUCUUGGUCCGGAGUUCUGCGGCCAUGGUAGGGAUGGUGGUUUUCCUUCCCUAGAAGUGCUGCAAUUGGAGGACAUGACAGAUUGGUUGGAGUGGUCUGGAGUCACCGAAACCCAUUUCCCGUGCCUCCGUGAGCUCAGCAUCGUGCGCUGUCCAAAAUUGAGGCGAUUGCCUGCCAUCACUUCUCUUUCUUCGGUGCACAUAUCCAACUGCUCAGACCUGCAAUCUCUACCGGCGGACCUGACCAGGCUUCGGAGACUAGAGAUAUAUCACUGUGAAAACAUGGUGGUUCCGUCAGAAGGCAGCGGGCUUCAGUCACUGGCCUCCCUCAAGCACUUGGAUGUCGAGAACUGUCCUAAGCUGAUGUCGGUGGUAGAGGCAGAGGCUGUUCAUCUUCCCAAGUCGCUUCAAGUGCUCCGAAUCAACUCAUGCACUGAUCCGAGCAGCUGGGUUUUCAAAGAGAUAAGAUUCUUAACAUCCCUCCAAUAUUUGCAGAUUUCCGAAUGCGUGAACUUGAAAGUUCUUCCGGAAGGGCUUCGUGCCCUUCCAUCCCUCCAUAGCUUUCUGGUGCUUAGGUGCCCUCAGAUCACCGCAUUGCCGGAGGAUGGCUUGCCUGCGACACUGCAAUGCUUGUCCGUAGAAAGCUGUCCGAUGCUGCAUGAACGGUGCAAGGAGGAGAGAGGCCUCGACUGGCACAAGAUAAAUCACAUACCCACCGUAGUGAUCGACGGCCAACACUUGUAAAGCAUGUUCUGCAUCAAUUAUGGGGAGAAUCACAGGAAAAAGACCUGUUCGUAUGAGAUACAGUAGGGUUUUAGUAGCAAGUUUUUGUACCACUUGGAAGUUUAUGAUACACAAACUGCUGAGCAUAUAUGGAAUAGCUACCUACGUGCACCUAAAACGCGUUCCAUUUUCGCAUUGGCAUUCAAUCGAACAACUGACGUGCAUGAGCACCUAAAUAUUAAAGCAAAGCCGUGCAGAAAUGCUAGACCGUGUGGAAACUGAUCAAGACGGAGCAAAGACAUGCCAGAGCUACCGGUGGAUGACACGGCGACGGAAGGCAAGCAGACGUCAACCCCAAUGCCCCGGUCCCGACGUGGAUCGAGAACCCGGUUUACAGCAGGCGACGCUCGGGGAUGGAGGGGGAACUAUGCGUAGGAAACUUGGCACGGAGGAGGGUGAGGAGGGCAGAAUGAGACGGCUUUCUUUUCCACUGCAAGAAACAGAGUACACGAAGGCCUAAUCGGAAGACUUCGAGCCCAGGCAGGGCAUGAGUGCCUGAUUGGCUCAACUGAAAUCUUAUGCAUUGUAAUCGAUUAAAUACCUAAUGUGUGUUACCAGCGCUCAUCAAACAACGGCAGCAAAAUGCAGACAUGAAGAAGACGAUGGCCUACAGCAGAUCGAUACUAUGCGAAGUGGUCUCAAUCGCCUGUUUCCCAGAAGGAACAGGGGACCGAUACAACUGAUUGAAGCUGAACAAGAUUUUAAGUGACAGUUGUACUGUAAUCAAAAUCAUGAAUACAUCAAACACUUCAAAGUC
This is a messenger RNA of Musa acuminata AAA Group (dessert banana), 4173 nucleotides long. Its product is annotated as putative disease resistance protein RGA3. Gene Ontology annotation, biological process: defense response to other organism. The coding region runs from base 219 to 3377 and encodes 1052 amino acids. The transcript has 2 exons. NCBI's taxonomy places the organism in Eukaryota, Viridiplantae, Streptophyta, Magnoliopsida, Zingiberales, Musaceae. The record is from RefSeq and is a predicted model, not a curated record. Gene Ontology annotation, molecular function: ADP binding.